Messenger RNA from Eubalaena glacialis (North Atlantic right whale), 1003 nucleotides. RefSeq names its product ras-related protein Rab-2A-like. Gene Ontology annotation, molecular function: GTP binding; GTPase activity. The coding region runs from base 1 to 633 and encodes 210 amino acids. The record is from RefSeq and is a predicted model, not a curated record. Gene Ontology annotation, cellular component: Golgi apparatus. The transcript has a single exon. NCBI's taxonomy places the organism in Eukaryota, Metazoa, Chordata, Mammalia, Artiodactyla, Balaenidae.
AUGGCGUACGUCUGUCUCUUCAAGUACGUUAUCAUCGGCGACACAGGUGUUGGUAAAUCAUGCUUAUUGCUACAGUUUACAGACAAGAGGUUUCAGCCAGUGCAUGACGUUACUGUUGGUGUCGAGUUCGGUGCUCGAAUGAUAACUGUGGAUGGGAAACAGAUAAAACUUCAGAUUUGGGAUACAGCAGGUCAGGAGUCCUUUCGUUCCAUCACAAGGUCGUAUUACAGAGGUGCAGCAGGGGCUUUACUAGUGUAUGAUAUUACAAGGAGAGACACAUUCAACCACUUGACAACCUGGUUAGAAUAUGCCCGCCAGCAUUCCAACAUGGUCAUUAUGCUUAUUGGAAAUAAAAGUGAUUUAGAAUUUAGAAGAGAAGUAAAAAAAGAAGAAGGUGAAGCUUUUGCACGAGAACAUGGACUUAUCUUCAUGGAAACUUCUGCUAAAACUGCUUCUAAUGUAGAAGAGGCAUUUAUUAAUACAGCAAAAGAAAUUUAUGAAAAAAUCCAAGAAGGAGUCUUUGACAUUAAUAAUGAGGCAAAUGGCAUUAAAAUUGGCCCUCAGCAUGCUGCUACUAACGCCACGCACGCAGGCAGUCGGGGAGGACAGCAGGCCGGGGAAAGCUGCUGUUGAGUUUGUUUUUACUGUCUCGCUGCCCAGAAGGGGCUCCUCACCUAUUCUUUCACCCUCUCCUCCUGCCCAGCUGAGACAUGAAACUCUUCCAAAUGGCUUUAUGCCACAGAAGAAGACUUUCAUCCUUCAAAUUCUUGGGUAACUUUGAAUAAAUGGUUAAUGUUCACUUAAAAAGACAGAUUUUGGAGAUUGUAUUCCUAUCUAUUUGCAUCUGAUUUCUAGGUCAAUUGACGUGAUUAUUUUUGUUAAACGUUGUCUUGUGCCCUUACCUACGAACUGAAUUGUAUUGAACACUACAAAGUCAUCUUGAGUAUUUUAAAUCGGUUCGUGUAGUUAGGUUUCCCCACACCUGUGGUUACCUAAUGUUUAA